Oryzias melastigma (Indian medaka) is the source of this 2549-nucleotide messenger RNA. RefSeq names its product ZPR1 zinc finger (gene zpr1). Gene Ontology annotation, cellular component: nucleus; cytoplasm. The transcript has a single exon. Gene Ontology annotation, molecular function: zinc ion binding. The coding region runs from base 209 to 1543 and encodes 444 amino acids. The record is from RefSeq and is a predicted model, not a curated record. NCBI's taxonomy places the organism in Eukaryota, Metazoa, Chordata, Actinopteri, Beloniformes, Adrianichthyidae.
UCGGACUGGCCAGCAGAGGGCAGCAGAGGGUUUAACUCUUCUGCUGUUUUCACAGAAGAAGAAGAGGCGGAAGAGCCUGUCAGGUUGGAAACAAACGUGGGGAUAACAAGCGAGUAGUCUGGAAAGUUCUGGUAGGACUUCAGUCCCGGCCCAACCGCAGCUCGCGUGAAGGUUUAUUUGGAUCGGGAGGGUUCUGUUCGUCCCGGAAAUGUCCGUAAUAUCCGAGGAAAACGUGCGGGGCGGCAGCAGCGUGUUUAAGGACAUCAGCGCCGAUGACGAAAACCUGCAGCCCACGGAGAUCGAGAGUCUGUGCAUGAACUGCUUCCAGAACGGAACCACCCGCCUGCUGCUGACCAGAAUCCCCUUCUUCAAGGAGGUCAUCCUCAGCUCAUUCAGCUGCGCCGCCUGCGGCUGGGCCAACACCGAGAUCCAGUCCGCGGGCCAGAUCCAGGAGCAGGGCGUCUGCUACACCCUCAGGGUCCGAACCAAGCAGGACCUGAACCGGGAGGUGGUAAAGGCAGACAGCGCCACCACCAGGAUCCCCGAGCUGGACUUUGAGAUCCCCCCCUUCACCCAGAAAGGCUCCCUCUCCACUGUGGAGGGCCUGCUGGACAGGGCGGUGUCGGGCCUGGAGCAGGAGCAGCCUGUGAGGAGAGCAGCAGAACCGGCACUGGCCCAGAAGAUCGACCAGUUCAUCCUGAAGCUGAAGAAGCUGAAGGAUGUGGAGCAGGAGUUCUCUCUGGUCAUCGAGGACCCGUCUGGGAACAGCUUCGUGGAGAACCCCUCGGCGCCCCACAGAGACGAGGCCCUCACCGUGACCCGCUUCAAGCGGACGGUCCAGCAGGACGUCCAGCUGGGGAUCCGGGCCGAUGACGACCUGGAGGAAGAACCGGCUGGCAGCGACCUGGAAACCAUGAGGAACGAGGUCCUGGUCUUCAACACCAACUGCCCAGAAUGCGGCGCGCCGGCCUCCACCAACAUGAAGCUGGUCAACAUCCCCCAUUUCAAGGAGGUCAUCAUCAUGGCCACCAACUGCGACGGCUGCGGCCAUCGCACCAACGAGGUGAAGUCUGGAGGAGCCACCGAGGAGCUGGGCACCAGGAUCAGCCUGCACGUCACCGACCCCUCAGACAUGACCCGAGACCUGCUCAAGUCCGAGACCUGUUCCGUCAUCAUCCCCGAGCUGGAGUUCGAGCUGGGCAUGGCGGCUCUGGGGGGCAAAUUUACCACCCUGGAGGGUCUGCUGAAGGACAUCAAGGACCUGAUCGUGGUCAAAAACCCCUUCGUCUGCGGGGACAGCAGCACGGACGACCGAGUGCAGAAGCUCGCCCAGUUUGGAGAGAAAAUAGACAAGAUCGUGGCGGGAGAACUGAAAAUCCACUUGAUCCUGGACGAUCCGGCUGGGAACAGCUACCUGCAGAACGUCUACGCUCCGGAAGAAGAUCCAGAGAUGACGGUUGAAAAAUACACACGCACGUUCGAGCAGAACGAGGAGCUGGGCCUGAACGACAUGAAGACUGAAGGCUAUCAAGAGGAGAACUGAAGCCCUGAAAAUGAAUUCUUUUUAUUUCUACAACGAUUUCCUUCCAGGUUCAUCCUUUGAGUUACAAGCUGGGACGAUUCUCGCUUCCAGAAAGACUGCCGUCUCCUGAACUGUGAAAACGUUUUUAGGUUGUAAAUACAAUUUAAAGGUAAUAUGGAAGUAGCCAGAUGUGUUUGACAUCUGAUGUUAAUAAAAUAAUUUUCUUUAUUAUGACAGUAGGGGGCGCUGUGCUGACCCUGCUAGAAAUGAUUAAAUAUUUUUCAGGAGGAUGAGACUGUGUGGAAAAUGAGUCAUUUUAAAAGGUUGUAAACAUGUGAACCUCAUUAAUGUUUUGUCUGCUCCUGAUUCACAGCGAUUUGAGAAAGAGUUCCUCAGAAAUGACAUUUCAAUCUUAGUUUUUUUAUGCAUGUCAUCAGAAAAAUCGCUCAAGAACAGACUUUUCAUAGGAGUGCGUCUUUAAUGUCCUGCUGCAGCUUUGUUCUACAGAUGGCGGCGUUUUCCUGAGUCACGUGGCGCCUGACUCAUAACUGAGAUGGACACGGAACCAAUCGGUUCUGCAGUUCUUCCCGUUCUGAGCCUAAACCAGGGGUUUGCAACCUUCACCACUAAAAGAGCCACUUGGUCCAGUUUCUUACAGACCAGAACCCAACGAGAGCCGGAAAGUCCCUCAUCCUUUAGAAAAUACACAAUAUUUAUGCUUUUGUGAUCAUUAAAAAGGAUUUCAGAAAAGCAGCUUUUAAAUAUUACAGUGCUGAAUCACAACAGUGUCUCUAUGCUUCUAUAGCUGUUUUUAUUGCUUUUACUUUUGACAGCAGUACACAUAAGUUUCUUUCAAAAUAAAAUACACUGCUGCUGCAACAGCUGAGUAACUUCAAAAUAAAAGGCAUAGUCAAACAUGAUGUUUUUAUUAUUAGGAUUUUGGUGCAUCGUGUUUCUCCUUUUGCUGUAAACAAUAUUGAAGUAGGAUCCUAUUGUAAAAAAUAAACAUAAAAACAUUCAAAAUAAA